Messenger RNA from Ochotona curzoniae (black-lipped pika), 3243 nucleotides. RefSeq names its product solute carrier family 4 member 8 (gene SLC4A8). The transcript has 24 exons. Lineage: Eukaryota; Metazoa; Chordata; Mammalia; Lagomorpha; Ochotonidae. Bases 112 to 3243 code for a protein of 1043 amino acids. Gene Ontology annotation, biological process: monoatomic anion transport; transmembrane transport; regulation of intracellular pH. The record is from RefSeq and is a predicted model, not a curated record. Gene Ontology annotation, cellular component: plasma membrane. Gene Ontology annotation, molecular function: sodium:bicarbonate symporter activity; solute:inorganic anion antiporter activity; monoatomic anion transmembrane transporter activity.
AGAGCAGACGAAGAGGCUGUGGUGGACCAGGGCGGCACCAGUACCAUUCUUAAUAUCCACUAUGAGAAGGAGGAGUUGGAAGGUCACAGGACCCUGUAUGUGGGCGUUCGGAUGCCCCUGGGUCGGCAGAGCCAUCGGCACCACCGCACCCACGGGCAGAAGCACCGGAGACGAGCGCGGGGCAAAGGAGCCAGCCAGGGGGAGGAAGGCCUGGAAGCCCUGGCCCACGACACACCAUCGCAGCGUGUUCAGUUCAUUCUUGGCACCGAGGAAGAUGAAGAGCAUGUGCCUCACGAGCUGUUCACAGAACUGGAUGAGAUCUGCCUGAAGGAAGGAGAAGAUGCCGAGUGGAAGGAGACUGCCAGGUGGCUGAAGUUUGAAGAAGAUGUUGAGGAUGGGGGAGAACGCUGGAGCAAGCCUUAUGUGGCAACCCUGUCAUUGCACAGCCUCUUUGAGCUAAGGAGCUGCCUUAUUAACGGAACUGUCCUUCUGGAUAUGCGUGCAAACAGCAUAGAAGAAAUUUCAGACCUGAUCCUGGACCAGCAGGAACUGUCCAGUGACCUGAAUGACAGCAUGAGGGUGAAGGUGCGGGAAGCCCUUCUCAAAAAGCAUCAUCAUCAGAACGAGAAGAAGAGGAACAAUCUCAUCCCCAUUGUCCGUUCCUUUGCCGAGGUCGGCAAGAAGCAGUCCGACCCACACUUGAUGGAUAAACACGGUCAAACCGUGUCUCCCCAGCCUGUCCCGACUACACAUCUUGAAGUAAAAAAUGGAGUGAAUUGUGAACACAGUCCUGUGGAUUUAAGCAAGGUAGACCUGCAUUUCAUGAAGAAGAUCCCCACGGGGGCAGAGGCUUCGAAUGUUCUGGUUGGGGAGGUGGACACCUUGGACCACCCCAUCGUGGCCUUCGUGAGGCUGUCCCCAGCCGUGCUUCUCUCAGGCCUGACGGAAGUGCCCAUCCCCACGAGGUUUUUGUUCAUCUUGCUGGGCCCAGUAGGGAAAGGUCAACAGUACCAUGAGAUUGGCAGGUCCAUGGCCACCAUCAUGACCGAUGAGAUCUUUCAUGAUGUGGCGUAUAAGGCGAAAGAGCGAGAUGAUUUACUGGCAGGCAUUGAUGAGUUCCUAGACCAGGUGACGGUCCUUCCGCCAGGAGAGUGGGACCCAUCCAUUAGAAUCGAGCCACCCAAAAAUGUCCCUUCCCAGGAGAAAAGGAAAAUGCCUGGGGUUCCAAAUGGAAACGUUUGCCACAUAGAGCCUGAACCGCAUGGGGGUCACAGCGGGCCGGAGCUGCAGCGCACUGGGCGGCUGUUUGGGGGCUUGGUGCUGGACAUCAAACGCAAAGCCCCCUGGUACUGGAGCGACUACCGGGAUGCGCUCAGCCUGCAGUGUCUGGCCUCCUUCCUCUUCCUGUAUUGUGCCUGCAUGUCACCAGUCAUCACCUUUGGGGGUCUGCUCGGAGAAGCCACCGAGGGACGCAUAAGUGCAAUUGAAUCCUUGUUCGGAGCCUCCAUGACCGGGAUCGCCUAUUCCUUGUUUGCGGGACAGGCCCUCACCAUCCUGGGGAGUACCGGACCAGUGCUUGUGUUUGAAAAGAUUUUGUUCAAGUUCUGCAAAGACUAUGCGCUGUCCUACCUCUCCCUGAGAGCCUGCAUUGGAUUGUGGACCGCCUUCCUGUGUAUCGUCCUCGUGGCAACUGAUGCCAGCUCCCUUGUCUGCUACAUCACCCGCUUCACGGAAGAGGCGUUCGCCUCUCUGAUUUGUAUCAUUUUCAUCUAUGAAGCAAUCGAAAAGCUGAUCCACCUGGCCGAGACCUACCCUGUCCACAUGCACGGCCAGCUGGACCACCUCAGCCUCUAUUACUGCAGGUGCGCUCUCCCAGAGAACCCGAGCAAUCUCACCCUGCAGUACUGGAAGGACCAGAACAUCGUGACGGCGGAAGUCCAGUGGGCUAACCUGACUGUCAGCGAGUGCCACAAGAUGCGUGGAGAGUUCGUGGGGUCUGCCUGUGGCCAUCACGGCCCCUAUGCUCCGGAUGUGCUCUUCUGGUCCUGCAUUCUCUUCUUCACCACCUUCAUCCUCUCGAGCACUUUAAAGACGUUUAAGACGAGCCGCUAUUUCCCUACCAGGGUGCGCUCCAUGGUGAGCGACUUUGCCGUCUUCCUCACUAUCUUCACAAUGGUGAUUGUUGAUUUUCUGAUCGGAGUCCCAUCACCAAAGCUUCAGGUCCCCAGCGUGUUUAAGCCCACGAGGGAUGACCGCGGGUGGAUUAUUAGUCCCAUCGGGCCCAACCCGUGGUGGACUGUGAUCGCUGCGAUUAUCCCAGCUCUUCUCUGCACCAUCUUAAUCUUCAUGGACCAGCAGAUCACGGCGGUCAUCAUCAACAGGAAGGAGCAUAAGCUCAAGAAAGGCUGUGGCUACCACCUGGACCUGCUCAUGGUGGCCAUCAUGCUGGGCGUCUGCUCCAUCAUGGGCCUGCCCUGGUUCGUGGCUGCGACCGUCCUGUCCAUCACGCAUGUGAACAGCCUCAAGCUGGAAUCCGAGUGCUCCGCUCCUGGAGAACAGCCCAAGUUCCUGGGCAUCCGAGAGCAGAGGGUGACUGGCCUCAUGAUCUUCGUGCUCAUGGGCUGCUCGGUCUUCAUGACAGCUGUCUUGAAGUUCAUUCCGAUGCCGGUGCUCUAUGGAGUUUUCCUGUACAUGGGAGUGUCCUCGCUGCAGGGAAUCCAGUUCUUUGAUCGUCUGAAGCUGUUUGGGAUGCCGGCCAAGCACCAGCCGGAUUUCAUCUACCUGCGGCACGUGCCGCUGCGCAAAGUGCAUCUCUUCACCCUCAUCCAACUGACCUGCCUCGUCCUGCUCUGGGUCAUCAAGGCGUCUCCUGCGGCCAUCGUCUUCCCGAUGAUGGUUCUGGCCUUGGUCUUCGUCAGGAAAGUCAUGGAUCUCUGUUUCUCCAAGCGAGAGCUGAGCUGGCUGGAUGAUCUGAUGCCGGAAAGCAAGAAGAAGAAGUUGGACGACGCUAAGAAGAAGGCCAAGGAGGAGGAGGAGGCUGAGAAGAUGUUGGAGAUGGGUGGAGACAAGUUUCCCUUGGAGAGCAGGAAGUUACUGAGCAGCCCCGGGAAGAGCCUCAGUUUCAGAUGCGACCCCUCCGAGAUCAACAUCUCUGAUGAAAUGCCCAAGACCACCGUCUGGAAGGCUCUCAGCAUGAACUCGGGGGCUGCAAAGGAAAAGAGAACUGUCACCAUUGAGGACUGA